GCGGGGACGGGCGGGGGCUCGGGCCGGCUCCGCAGAGCCGCGCAGGCGCCCCAGGCCUGCGCCGAGCCGAGCCCCUCCUGGUCGCUCCAGGCGUCAAAAUGGCGGCGAGGGAAACCUGGAGAAGCCCCGGAGCCUGAGCCACUGACAGGAGCGGAGACGGGAGGUGGCGGCGGCGACGGCAGGAGGAGGAUGGCCGGGGGUGCUGGCGCCGGUGCGGACGGCGGUGCAGGCGGCGGCGGCGGCGGGGGCGACGGCCGCGGUCCCAGCGGCGGCAGCAGCAGCAGCGGCGGGAGGAGCCUCCGGGAAAUGGAUGAAAAGAGGCUACUGGAUCCAGGGUUGAAAGUUCGUAAAGGCCUCUGGGAUUAUACUCUGAAGAACCAGCAGAUGGAAUGCCUGAGUGACUGAAGAAAAUGGGUGCUAAUGCAUCUAACUAUCCUCAUUCAUGUUCCCCGAGGGUAGGGGGAAAUUCUCAAGCCCAACAGACUUUUAUAGGGACAUCAUCCUAUUCUCAGCAAGGCUAUGGUUGUGAAUCAAAAUUAUAUAGCCUUGACCAUGGCCAUGAGAAACCACAAGACAAAAAAAAGAGAACCUCUGGCCUUGCCACCCUCAAGAAGAAGUUUAUCAAGCGUCGAAAAUCUAAUAGGUCUGCUGAUCACGCCAAGCAGAUGCGAGAACUCCUCUCUGGGUGGGAUGUUCGAGAUGUCAAUGCAUUAGUGGAGGAAUAUGAGGGAACUUCAGCCUUAAAGGAGCUUUCUCUACAAGCCAGUUUGGCUAGACCAGAAGCCCGGACAUUGCAGAAAGAUAUGGCCGAUCUUUAUGAGUACAAGUAUUGUACUGAUGUAGACUUAAUAUUUCAAGAAACUUGUUUUCCUGUUCAUCGUGCCAUUUUGGCGGCAAGAUGUCCAUUUUUUAAAACACUACUUUCUUCCUCACCCGAGUAUGGGGCAGAGAUCGUAAUGGACAUCAGUACAGCUGGUAUAGAUAUGCCCAUGUUUUCUGCGUUGUUACACUACCUUUAUACGGGAGAGUUUGGAAUGGAGGACUCAAGGUUUCAAAAUGUUGAUAUCCUCGUUCAGCUUAGUGAAGAAUUUGGAACACCAAAUUCCCUUGAUGUAGAUAUGCGUGGACUCUUUGAUUACAUGUGUUAUUUUGAUGUCGUCCUUAGUUUUUCUUCAGACUCUGAACUGGUUGAAGCUUUUGGUGGAAAUCAGAACUGUUUAGAUGAAGAGCUCAAAGCUCAUAAGGCUAUUAUUUCAGCACGGUCCCCAUUUUUUCGAAAUUUAUUACAAAGGAGGAUACGGACUGGUGAAGAAAUCACAGACCGAACUUUAAGGACUCCCACAAGAAUUAUAUUAGAUGAGUCCAUUAUACCAAAAAAAUAUGCGAAAGUUAUAUUACACUGUAUGUAUACUGACGUGGUGGACCUCUCCGUUUUGCACUGUAGCCCCUCUGUGGGGAGUCUCAGUGAAGUUCAGGCUCUCGUCGCAGGGAAGCCAAACAUGACUAGGGCAGAAGAAGCCAUGGAACUUUACCACAUAGCACUGUUCUUGGAAUUUAACAUGCUUGCACAAGGCUGUGAGGAUAUCAUUGCUGAAAGCAUCUCAUUAGAUACCUUAAUUGCCAUCCUCAAGUGGAGCUCUCAUCCAUAUGGCUCUAAAUGGGUACACCGACAAGCUUUACAUUUCCUCUGUGAGGAAUUUUCCCAGGUCAUGACUUCGGAUGUUUUUUAUGAACUCAGCAAAGACCAUCUGCUUACUGCUAUCCAGUCUGACUACCUACAGGCAAGUGAACAAGAUAUCCUUAAAUAUCUGAUUAAAUGGGGUGAGCAUCAGUUAAUGAAGAGAAUAGCAGACAGAGAGCCAAACCUACUGAGUGGCACUGCUCAUAGUGUGAACAAGAGAGGUGUAAAAAGACGAGACCUGGACAUCGAAGAGCUUAGAGAGAUCCUUUCUUCUCUCUUACCUUUUGUGAGAAUUGAACAUAUUUUACCUAUAAACAGUGAAGUCCUAAGUGAUGCAAUGAAAAGAGGCUUGAUUAGUACUCCUCCAUCAGAUAUGCUUCCUACAACAGAAGGUGGAAAGUCAAAUGCCUGGUUACGGCAAAAAAAUGCUGGAAUAUAUGUUCGUCCUCGACUGUUCUCUCCCUAUGUAGAAGAAGCAAAGUCAGUGCUAGAUGAGAUGAUGGUGGAACAAACAGAUCUUGUGCGUUUGAGAAUGGUUAGAAUGUCCAAUGUGCCAGACACACUUUACAUGGUCAAUAACGCCGUGCCACAGUGCUGUCACGUGAUCAGCCACCAGCAGAUCAGCAGUAACCAGUCAAGCCCUCCUUCGGUUGUAGCAAAUGAAAUCCCAGUUCCUCGUCUCCUCAUUAUGAAAGACAUGGUCAGACGUCUGCAGGAGCUACGACACACUGAGCAGGUGCAGAGAGCCUACGCGCUUAACUGUGGGGAAGGCGCCACAGUGAGCUAUGAAAUUCAGAUUCGAGUAUUGAGAGAGUUCGGGCUUGCAGAUGCUGCUGCAGAGCUCUUGCAGAAUCCUCACAAGUUCUUUCCUGAUGAACGUUUUGGAGAUGAAAGUCCACUCUUGACAAUGAGGCAGUCUGGGAGAUGUCGAGUUAGCAGUACCCCCGCUGCAGAAACCGUGUUUACAGAUCCAGACUCUUUUGUGGCCUUCCAUCCACCCUUGCCACCUCCACCGCCGCCGUACCACCCCCCAGCCACCCCAGUCCAUCACCACCUCAAAGCGGGCUGGAGACAAAGACCUCCCAGCCAACACCCUUCACGUUCGUUCUCUUAUCCCUGUAAUCAUUCGCUGUUUCACUCCAGAGCAGCUCCUAAAGCAGUGCCCCCUCCAGUCUGUUUGCCAGGUGUUCAAGCAGCAGGACCUGACUGUGCCGGCACCCCAGGGCUGGGGAGACAGACGGUAGCCGCCGCCGCCUCAGCAGCAGUAGCAUCUGAAAGACAAAUGUGUACACAACCUGUGCUAAAUGAUCUAAUGCCAGAUAUCGCCAUGGGAGUGUCCACACUGUCACUCAAGGACAGGAGGCUUCCCGAACUUGCUGUAGACACAGAAUUAAGCCAGUCAGUUUCUGAAGUAGGACCAGGGCCUCCCCAGCAUCUAUCGUGUAUUCCACAGAGGCAUACACACACAUCUCGAAAGAAACACACACUAGAGCAAAAAACAGACACUCGAGAAAAUCAGCAGGAAUAUCCAGAUUUCUAUGACUUCUCGAAUGCUGCUUGUAGACCGUCUACUCCGGCUCCUGGCAGACGCACCCCUUCCCCUUCGCAAGGUGGAUAUUUUGGUCCCGAUUUGUAUAGCCACAAUAAGGCAUCACCAAGUGGCUUAAAGUCAGCCUACCUACCUGGCCAGACCUCUCCUAAAAAGCAGGAAGAAGCUAGGAGAGAAUAUCCACUUUCCCCUGAUGGGCAUCUGCACAGACAAAAGAAUGAGCCGGUACACCUCGAUGUUGUUGAGCAGCCUCCCCAGAGGUCGGACUUUCCUUUGGCAGCCCCAGAAAAUGCCGGCAACGGUCCAGCCCACAUCAGGGGGCGAACAGCAGUGGAAACUGACUUGACUUUUGGGCUGACUCCUAACAGACCUUCACAUUCUGCAUGUAGCUCUGAAGUUCCAGAAGAGAGAUCUGGUAGAAGACUGGCAGACAGCGAGUCCUUGGGCCAUGGAGCUCAGCGAAACACAGAUUUGGAAAGGGAAGAUUCAAUCAGCAGAGGAAGGAGGUCACCAAGCAAGCCAGACUUCCUCUACAAAAAGUCUGCCCUUUGAGAGCAACCUCCAAGUCGUCUGUGCCUGAGAUGUGAAACAUCCCAUUUUAUGAUGUAACCCAACAACUUAGAGUAUUGAUGCCAGCUGAUAACUCAGUUUCACAUUAUUUUAUUCUAGUUUUUGUAUAUACAUGUUUAUUAGACAUGGCAUGCUAAGAGGGUUAUUUUGAAUGCUGCAUCUGUCUAGUUUGUGUUUGAACAAUUGUGUGGGGAAGCAUUUUUAAGAGCAAGCAAGCUGGCACUUUUUUUUUCUCUCUUUACAAAUGAUGGAAUUUUUUUGCACUUGUACUUUUAUCUGUAUUGUUUUUAUAUCAGUAUGUUAAACUUUAUUGCCACAUUUAAAGGACUGUAUUUUCAUACUUUUUUGCAUUUUACCUUUCAUCUAGCAAUUUCCACGUGCAUUGGAUUGCACACUAAGAUGUAUUUUCUUAUGAAAUAGUUCUGUGUUUAUUUUUUAAUUAUAGAAAUUCCAAAGAACAGCACAUCAAAAUGCUCCUCUCUUUUCAGUAAUUGUUUUAGUUCAGAAAGCUUCCUGCUCAGUCUUCAUAAAUCUAAUGUCGUACUUUUUAAAUAAGUCUUGGGAGCUGGUCUUCAUUCCUCCAGCAGGAAUCCAGUCAGGAUCCUGAAGUUUCCUGGUUCCGUAAAGAACAAGAAGGAGAAAAGCCUUUUGUGUCCAGACUCAAGCUAUUGCUUUAUUCACAGUGCAGAUGCUGUUAGAAUCACUGCAGAUUCUGGUAGUGUGGACUAGAGUUUCACUAGAUGAGGUUCUAAAGUGAUCGGCUUUCCUGGAAUCCUAAAGAAGUGGAAUUAGCGAAGUAACUUAAGCCUGCCCUACGGGGUUGCUGGUUCUGAGCUGCGACUCUCCAGAUGAGUCCGGGGAGUGACUGCUUGCUGCCUUCAGUUGUCUUGCUCUCUGUGGGAAAAAAAAAAAAAACAACAAAAGGGCUUCAGCCUUACGGAUGUCAUUUGGUAUUUGUAAGCAUAUAUUUUCUUUUAAGUGUUUUUCAAAGUGUGUCUGAAUUUUGGUGUCCUUUAAAGAAGUUGUUGUAUAAUGCAUAAUGCUUUGUCACCAAAAAAGAAAAAGAAACCUUUUUUUUUUUUUCUUCGGUGAAACACUACAUGUCCUACUUGAACUCCACUGGGGACGCUGGUUUGGGAUUUUACUGAACCACUGAGCACAUGGGAUCUUUUAAGAUCCUCUCCCUUAGAAGGGCAAUGUGUGAGCUAAGGACUGUUUUUUUCUUACUCUCCAAUGUAAAUACAUUAGUAUUUGAGUUUUUAAAUCACUUCAACAUUAUUUGAGCAUUCACUUUCUAUUUUUACACAUACACACACAGCCGUAGCACUUAGAAGAAAAGAGACUUUCUGAACACUCCCUCCCGUGAAGGAUGUUUGGAAGCCUCUUCUCUGUGUAUGUAUAUACAUAUAAAACUCUGAAUCACUCACACUCACUCUAAAACUAUGCAGGGCUAGGGAGCCUUCACAAGCUACCAUAUAAAUGAAUGACAUGCACUUUUAAGUAAAUAGGUUUCUAUUGGGUGUCAAGAACUCUGAUUUCUCCCGAAACUGUAGUUUCUCUUACAAUCUUUUCCUACUUUUACCCUGUGGAUAUACACUCAGGAAUAAUCUGACAUUUAAAAAAAUCCUAACAGUAGGUAGUCUUAAAAGAUGGGGAACACAUAAGUUUGUCUGUCUACACCGGCAAACCGCUGCCACUCGCUCUGCUGCCUGGCUAGUUAGCUGCUGCCCGUGCAUCCCUCGAUGUCGGCCAAGCUGCACACCGAGCCCCAGAUCUCCCAGAGUCAACACCAGGCUACUGUGAGGUCGGCUGCACAUCGUCGCCUUUGAGGCUCCUUUUUUUAAAGAUGAAAAACGUUAGGCCUUUGUUCUCGUUUUUAGGAGGUUUUUGACUUUGUAAUAGAUGACGGUGUCUUUUGAAGCCAAUCUCAGUCUGUCUCUCCUCAGAAACACAAAGUGUUAAUUCCAUCAUAUUCCUUAAUGUGUAUUUAUAUACAUGUGUUGACAUGAAUUGUUUUGAUACAGUUUUAAAUUUCUAUUGUGAAUUCAGACUGUGCUGUGCUGGUACUGCAAAUAAGAGUGAGUAGACACGGCUGGUGGGGGAAAUCGUUCUCAUCUCCAACCCGUUUUUUUUUUUUAAAUGUUAGACAAGAGCUAUUGGUGCCACACAUGCAUUUUUCUGAAAAUUUAUUAAAUAUUCUUUCACAUCCCUAAAACAUAAUUAUAAAAGAAGUGGCCACUGUUCAUAGUUUUAUUUAAUUUAUGAAGUUUGCUUUUAAUAAUUUAGUAGCAUACCUGGCUAAACUCUAUGUAUAGAGAGAAACGUGCUGUGGAUCGUGGACUGCUGUGACUUCCAGAAGGUAAACAGAUGUGGGUUUUGUGUUAGGGUAGGUGUUAGUGGACUUUUAAUGUAUCUUGUGAAGUAUGGUCAGUAGGGUAGGUUGAAUAGCUAUGUCCUCUGGCCUUUGAACCCAUCUAUUCAGUUUUCUUUAAUGCUUACUAAGCAUUAAAAUCUUUCAGUGCUGUACGAAGAUAAAUGUGAAGUCUGAGUAAGAUUGCUCUCAGAAAUAAACAUGUAUAAUAUAAAAUUUAGGCCACGGGACCGAGCAUUUUACUCGGUGUAGAAAUUUCAUGAGAACCAAAUCUCAACAUACCAGAUCUCCUCUCGAGGCCAUGGACAAUCAGGCCAUUAGACAAUCGCCACCUUUGGUGUCCGCCGUGUUGAGGUUAGUGAAUACCAGUUAGAUCCUGGAGCGGAAGGAGAAGAUCUACAUUUCUUCAAGAUGCUGUUGGUCUGUUUCUUAUAUUUCUGUUUUAGUUUUGUGAUUUUGAUUAGUAAUUUCAGUUCAGAGUCACCUGUGACUCCUAAGGGAAAAAGAUAGCAGCAUGAAAGGCAAAAAUUAUUCCUGAAAAAAUCGUUGUUUGAAUUUACCAUGUACUAUACAUACUCUUUCUCACACGCCCCUGUAGCUUUUUCUAGGCAUGUCCCUAGACCUAAUCUCUCCUGACAUUUUGGUAACCAGGUAGAUUUUAAAUGAGUUCUUUUUAUUUGAGUUUUUUUUUCUUUGGUUGAACUCUAUGAAACUUAAUUCUUGUUUAUGCUUCCUUAAAAAACUGUUCUUUAUUGCGUUUUCUUUGGAUUUGUUGUUCAAGCUGUAGUAGCAGUGGACCAUACUUGUCCCUUUGGAUUUAGGUGAUGAUGAAGGGGAAACAGCAUAUGCAGCAUCAGCAGCAGGGUGCAAAGAUGACCCCCACGUGUUGGCAGCAGCGGGACGCAAAGAUGAUCCCCGCGUGUUGGUCUCUAGAGGUGAAAGAUGAACAAUUCUCAGUAACUACUCAUCAAAAUAUGUAUUUUCAUGUUUAAAUCCGCCUUUUAGGGGAAAAUGUGUUCCCUGAAACACUUGUAAGAUACUGAUUUUGCAAUUCUAAGGCAUUUAUGUUUUUAUCUUAGGACUGAACUCAAAGGGAAAUGUUUGACUUUUUCUUUUUUUAAUUAUUUGGUUGACCUUCAACUUACUGUUGAAAGUUACUAUUAAAGCAGCAGUGAUGGGUGCUAUUCCCCGUUCUGCAGUGGUUUACUUUGUCUACUAAGGAGUUUACUUUAAAACCUCAUUACAGAUAACCUUACUAAAAGAAUUACCGUCACACACUAAAGGGUAUUGUAUUAUUUUCCAUUAACACUGUUGUACGAACAGUGUUUUAUGAAAUGUUGUCUUUUUGUCCUGUCGAUUGCAAUAGGUGUUAUGUAAUUGUUGUAUUGGCAAGAUUUUUGAUUUUUCUCUUCCUGUAGAAAAGCCUCAGACCAUGAGUCAAUCUUCCAUAUUCUGAAUAUUAUAAUGCUGUGGCCGUUUCUAUAGAAAGAUUACUUGCAAGUGUGUGUCUCGAAAAUAACUUCUUGUGUCUGUGUGUUUACGUGGGUUCUAAGAGCUGAAAUGAGCUCUGGAAGCUUCAUCGUGUACCUGCACGUGACUGUGUAUCUGGGUUCCAUGGGCACAUGGGACGGAAUCCUGCUCUUAGGUGGGGUGGCUGAACGAUAAAGAUUCCUGAACUCCACUUGCUGUUUAUGUACCACGUCUGUGCAUCAGAGAGGUGGUAUCUUCUACAACACUGCAUUUCUUGUGGUUGUGCUGUUACUGGUAUAAAGUCAAGUGCCUUCAAUGCUAAAGGCUCAGAAAUUUUUCUUAAACUGAUUUCAUGUCCUAUGCAAGUGUUUUCUACAACCUGCAUAACCAGUACUUUGUAAAACUUGUUUACGCUUCAAAUGUACAUAGUGUUUUUUAAAGAAAUACAUAGUAUUUUUAUUUAGGUACCUCCAAACUUGAAUUCAUCUGUGUGAAGCAUUGUAAAAUGAUACAUUUCUCUUUUGAGUAUCAUUGCAGUUGUACAAAGGUUUCCACUGGUUCUAUUUUUCUACUGUUACUGACAAGCAUGUAACACUGACUUUAUCCUACAUAUAGUUGGCGUUUCAAA
This is a messenger RNA of Mesoplodon densirostris (Blainville's beaked whale), 8269 nucleotides long. It is a transcript of the gene BTBD7, whose product is annotated as BTB domain containing 7. Gene Ontology annotation, biological process: regulation of branching involved in salivary gland morphogenesis; morphogenesis of a branching epithelium. Gene Ontology annotation, molecular function: protein binding. The transcript is spliced from 11 exons. The record is from RefSeq and is a predicted model, not a curated record. Bases 411 to 3782 code for a protein of 1123 amino acids. Lineage: Eukaryota; Metazoa; Chordata; Mammalia; Artiodactyla; Ziphiidae.